This is a messenger RNA of Melanotaenia boesemani (Boeseman's rainbowfish), 6058 nucleotides long. RefSeq names its product biorientation of chromosomes in cell division 1-like 1 (gene bod1l1). The record is from RefSeq and is a predicted model, not a curated record. The coding region runs from base 204 to 5243 and encodes 1679 amino acids. NCBI's taxonomy places the organism in Eukaryota, Metazoa, Chordata, Actinopteri, Atheriniformes, Melanotaeniidae. The transcript is spliced from 30 exons.
UUAUUUUGUUAAGGAAAACGCCUGCAUUUAAAACGUCCGGUUCAUUUUGAGGUGCUUUGCUUAUGAUAGGUCGAUGUAGACUUCCGGGUCAAACCAGCUUCGAACGUCACAACUCAUAACAGAGAGCUGGUCCGUUAAAGAUAGAUAUUUCCUGAUGUAUUAUUAGUAUUUUCCCUUUUAACCAUUCAAAACUACACUAAAACAUGGCUGGUUUGCCACCGGGAGAUCCGCAGCUGGUCUCAAUGAUCGUCAAUCAUUUAAAAACCCAGGGUCUCUUCGACCAGUUCAGGAGGGACUGCUUGGCAGACGUUGAUACAAAGCCAGCUUACCUGAACCUGAAGCAGAGAGUUGACAAUUUUGUCUCUAAUCACCUCUCUAACCACACAUGGAGUCCUCAUUUGAACAAAAACCAGCUCAGAAACAACAUCAGACAGCUUGUCUUACAAUCUGGUAUGCUGGAGCAGGGAGUGGACAGGAUUGUGACCCAGGUGGUGGAUCCCAAAAUCAACCAUAUCUUCAGGCCGCAAGUGGAGAGGGUAGUUCGUGAAUUUCUAUCACCGGGCAGCUGCUCACAGGAGAUGCCAACCCCUCUGCCUCCAGCAGAGAUAAAAUCAGAAAGCAUCCCUGAGCAAGCCUCAUUGUCAACGCCAACUACAACAGCUGCCAGCGAUGCCAUGUCCAUCCUUGACACCAUAACCUCUCUCAACCAGGAGGCGAGUGUCAGGGCCAGCUCAGCAACUGAAAAAGGUCCUAAAGGCCAAGCUACAGAUGACCUCGUGCAGCUAGUGGAAGAGAAUGUGCAGGAUAUGAAUAUUGUUGAUGAAGGUGACGGUAGCCAAGAGGGGAAACCACUGGAAGAGACAGAGGAGGCAAAAGGGACAGUCGAGGUCCAAGCAUCAGAAGUAAAGACAGAACACACACAGGAACAGAUAGAACUGGACAAAGAGGGGUCAAUGGAGGAAAUUAAAAUGGAAGAGGAGGAAUCAGGUGCUCAGGAGCAGACAGAGGAGGAGAAAGACAGACGCACAAGUAAAAUAAGUGGAAAACCCUCAGAGGAGAAACAGGAUGAUGAUGAUGCACUGAAAUCUACAAGCCAGGCCAAGCAGAAGGCAAGAGAGAGGAUAAAAGAGGAAUAUUCUUUGGAGGACUCGGACCUGGAAGGCCUGAGCGACAUCACGGUGAGCUCUGUCCACACCAGCGACCUGUCUUCUUUUGAGGAGGAAAGUGACGAGGAAGAGCAGCCGUCUGAUUCUUCUGAAGAGGGGGAGCUUCCACCAGAUGAUCAAGCUGAAAACGCAGAGAAGAAACCCACCAGUGGAGACACAGGAGAUGAAGACAAAGAGUCCAAACCUCGCCGCAAGGCUUAUGUUCACAAACCCUUCCUGUACUCCCGUUACUACAGUGAUUCAGAUGAUGAGAUCACUGUGGAGGAGCGUCGCAGAUCUGCUGCAAAAGAAAAAGAGGAAAGACUGUUGAAGAGACAGCAGAAUCGAGAGCGAAUGGAAGAGAAGCGUAAACAGAAAGCAGCUCAGACUGAAGAACAAGAUCAUCAACAACAAAAGAUUACAGACUCUGCCUCGCUGGAGUGCCCCAAAGCCAAAGAAGCCCGCAAGGAAAGGAAAGUUUUGGAGAAAAAAAUGGCUCUCAACAGGAAGAGAAAACUAGAUUCAAGGAAAGGGGGAGAAGUUUCAAGUAAGAAGAAAGGAAAUACAGGAGACAUAACCAAGAAAGCAGAAGUGAAAUCUUCCAGCUCAAAGACUCCACAACCUAAACUGAUGAGAAAUCUUUCAGAAUCAGCAUCUUCUGAUGAAAAGCACAGAAGGAUGAGUGGCAGCAUCUCAGAAGAUUCCAGUGACACCAAAAAGCUGUCGGACAAAAGCAGGACACACUCCUUCAUCUUGGAUCUGGAACAAGGCUCCCAAGAGGCUCUUAAACAACGUUCUUUUGGGAAAUUUGACCGUCUUUCCCGCAAAGAACUUCAUUCUAAAGAACGCAAAGACAAGGAACGCAGCCUUUCUGAUGAACGCAGCAAGCUCAAACAGAAGCAGGAGAAAAAAUCUGAACAUCAGUUAGAUGAAUCACAGAUGAAGGAAGGAACUGCUGUUAAAGUAUCUUCUGAGGAGAAAGGCGAGAAGAAGCCCAAGAUUAAAAGUGAGAAGAAAAUGGCUGCAAGUACAAGAGAGGGAAAGAUGGCUGAAGGAGUUCUUGAUGAGGGAGGCUUUAAAGAUUCCAAGAAGACGAAGGGGGUGUCUGGAGAAACUGUCAAAGCAGAGAAGGAAAAGGACAAAAUUAGGGAAAAAGAUAAGAUCAAAGAAAAGGAAAAGGCCAAAGCAGAGAAAUCUUCAUUCAAAAGCGAUUUCAAGCAGAUUCUUCGUCCAGAUUCAGCCGGCUCCUCUGAGGAUCGCUCAGACAUGGAGCCUGGCUCAGAUAGCUCCAAAAAGAGAGAGAAACACUCCAAGGAAGUGUUGAAAAGGUCAAAGAGUCACACUGAGGACAGGUCUGGAGACAAACCCAGAUCAAAAAUAGACAGUGAGAAGGACAAGACUAAAGCAGAUCAAGACAGCCAGAAGUUACAAAAGUCAAGUUCUGAAACGGACAAAGACCCAAAAAGGGUUAAGACCACAGAAAAAGGAAAAAUCACAGAAAAACCAAAAGUAAAAUCCAAAGAGGAAGCAAAGGUUCCAUUGUCAUUAAAGACUGUUAAGAAAGUUCAAAGUUUGGAUGUCAAAAGUGCUGGAGGUACAGGUAUCAUCAAACCUGAAGCGACAAAGGAGAAGAAAAAAGAUGGAAAUGCAAAAGAGCAGCGGAGAGUAACUGGAGAACCUCCACAUGAAAAAUCUGAUCUGAAAAGUUCAAAGAAGAAACUGGAGAAGAAAGAUAAAGUUCCAGAAAAGAAGGAUGAUAGUCAAGAAGAGAAGACAAUAAAAGAAGAAAAACUGGAAAAGCCCGAUAAAUUCUCAAAGGCUUCAUCUGUUUCUUUGAGUCUUGAGACAGACGAGUCGCUAAAGAAACAACCACUUCUCCAAGAAACAAGCACAGACUCUGACCCGGUCACCACCACAGUCACCACUUCGUUCUCAGACGACACAUGCGACGCUUUAAGUGACAUCACCCCUGAGCCACCUGAAUGUGAGACAGAGUCGCGGCUCAGCGAGAUCCCAGCUGUACCGGCUGAGAACGACGCCCUGCUGACACUUAUGGAUGUGUGUACUUCAGCAGAGGCCAGACUUCCGCCAGAGUGCCUUAGAGAGGAAGCAACACCCAAGACCGAGCUUCAGGAUGCUGAUAUGAAGAUGAAAGAGGCAGCUCUGACACUGCUGUCCAUGGAUCCUGACAGCACCAUGUCCUCCAGCUUAAUCUGUCAAGACACGAGGGAUGAAGCACCGCUGUAUCCUCCUGACACAAAACAGGUGGAAGCUAGUACAGCUGAAGAGGUUGUGCUCCUUCCUCUGCAGGUGCAGCCGACUCAUGAAAGUGAGCUUUCAGCCUCCGAGACAUGUCAGCAAACUGUUGAGCUUAUUGAUGUAAAACCAGACACUGCAGAUGAGUCGGGGAGAAAAAUGGACACAGCUGAGACUGAAAUGACAGAGAUGGCUGCUCCACUGAUAAAGGAGGAUGAUGCGGCAUUAAAUACCUGUCAGAUUUCUCCAAAAGAGGAAGAAACCAAGAGUGUUGAAACUCCUCCUGAGACACUAUUACGUGAAAAAAUGGCAGCACCAGUAGACCAAGCAGUGGCUGGUGCUGUUAAGUCAGAUCUGGAAGAGGCCAGAGAAGGCACAGAAGUGAACACAGCAAGUUUUUCUGACACCAUUGAACAAGUUUCAGAAAUCCCCAAGCAAACGGAGCCAGAUUUUGAAGUUAGAAACCUCGGGGCACUGGAAGCAGAAGACGACGAGAACCAGAUAAAGAUGGUUGUUGAUAAGGUAGGUGAAGCUGAGAAUAAAAAUGAAGGAGAAAAUGUUCCAGCAGAGAAAGGUGAUCUGCAGACAAUGGAAACCAACAUUCCUAAUAUCAGUGAAGAAGGUGAAGCUGAAUCUACGCGCAAGCUAGUCAAACAAAUCAGUAACAUCUCCAGCACAGACAGCCAGGACGAUGAAAAAAGCUCAGACCUGUCAGCAAAGGAGGUGAAAAACGAUGGAAGGGGAAGACGCAAACGAAAACUGUCUUGCCAAAAAGGUGAUAAAAAGGAUGAAAUGGAAGGUAAAGAGCAGCUAUCAGCUGAGGACAUUGAGAAGGAACAGGUUUUAGAAGUAAAAACAACUCGCAGGGGAAGACCACCCAGAACCACAGAAGAAGCAGAGAAAGACCAACCAAAAGAAGCAGAGAAGUCAGAAGAACCUCCGAGUCGCAGGGGAAGACGUUCAGGAGCCGCAGCUAAAGAAACAGCAGCUGAUAAUCAGAAGGAAGACGAGAACAGAGCUGAGGACAUUGCUGAUGAAACCUCAUCACUGAAAGCAGCAGAGAAAGAGGAAAAAGGUGAGAAUGAAAGUAAACCAGAACAAAUUGUCCAAAGUGGAGUUGAGGACAAUCUGCCAUCUUCUGCUCCAGAGGACAAUGAAGGUGCAGUAAGCUCAGACUUCCAAGACAUGACAGACACAUGUAAACCAGCAAUGAAGAGAAACAGAUCAGAAGAAAUGGAGGAAUCCAGCGAGGAGGAAACCCAGGCUCAAGAGGAGAUGAAGGACAACAGAGGACAAGAACAAAGCACAGAACAAUAUGAAAAAGACAGUGUCUGUUCUCCUUCUGCAAGCCAGUCAGAGGAUGUUAAAGAGGAAAUCUGCAGUGAGAACAAGCCAGAUGAUGCUGAGGAGGAGAAACAAGAAGAGCAACAAGAGGACCAGGAGGCCACUUUGAAGAAGCCUGCUCGGAGGGGACGGCCCCCAAAGGCUGCAGCUAUGGAGGAUUCAGGUAAAAAGGACAAGAAAGCUGAUGAGAAGGACAGCGAGCAAAAUUAUGAGGAGGACGAAGAGGAAGGCGAGAAAGAAGGGGACGACAAAGAGUCUGCAACCAGAGCUACGACCCGGUCGGCAUCUCGCCUGGAGGCUGAAAAAAACAAGCCAAGCAAACCAUCCACCCGGGCGAGUCGACAGAACGGUAAAGAGGAGACCACAGCUGGCACACGGGGGACGAGGGGCCAGGCUCCGUCCAAGGGGGGCCGUAAACGGGAGGCCAGCCCUCCUGCUGUGCGAACGCGGGGAGGACAGAAAUCAGAGGAGCCCCCUUCAAAGAGAGCCAAACGCUAAGACCUUUGAUAGCAGUGGAACAGUCUUCCCCCGCAGUGUUGUUUUUACACUUCAUGUUCAAAGACCUCUGCAGUCAGUUUGCAUGUAAAGUGGUUUGUGCUUCAUUGACUGUUGAUACUGAAAAGCUCUGGGUAAUAUUAUACACUUUCUGAUGGUUGUGUGUAAACCUGAGGAUCUGUGUUAGAAUCCCCCAAAGUACCUUCUGCUGCUCUGCGUCCAUAUGGUUUGGAUCAGACUCCAUCAUUUGCUGCUUUAUUCAGUAAUGCCCUGUGAAUCAGACCAUUUCAGGCCAAUCACAAGCCUAAUGUGCAGCAGAGCCGCACUUGGAGAUAAAGAGGAUAAAUUGAAAUUGGCCGUCAGUCAUCAGAGGCCAGAGUGUGUCUCAGACUCCUCUGUUCCUCAUUCACACAAUUUUAAGAAUCAUCUAAUCUUCAUUGUGCAUUUAUUCAUUCUGUGAAUGAAAGGGGACAUUUUUUUCUGUCAUGUUAUUUGCUUUUACACUUAAUGCAAAAAGGGUUUCUUUUUGUAUAUUUCCACUGAAAUAACAGCAGUAUUAAAUAAACUCAGUAAAGUCAGCAUCACUCUGAAACACCAGCUACUGCAAACAGAGUGUAGUUUUUUUUACUUAAACAGACCCUAACACUAACUUUAGUGUUAUAAAGUUGUCAGUAUAAAAACAUUUGUUUCAUUAAUGUAAAAAAUACUGACUAAUGCUUCAUCUUAGGUUCUUAGUUGUAAUGAUUCUGUUUGCAUUCAACUUAUGAUUUUAAAGAAACUGUUUUAUUUGUUGUUUUAAUACAAAAUACCCUAAGGGA